Rhopalosiphum padi (bird cherry-oat aphid) is the source of this 1954-nucleotide messenger RNA. RefSeq names its product homeobox protein rough-like. The record is from RefSeq and is a predicted model, not a curated record. NCBI's taxonomy places the organism in Eukaryota, Metazoa, Arthropoda, Insecta, Hemiptera, Aphididae. Gene Ontology annotation, biological process: regulation of DNA-templated transcription. Bases 229 to 819 code for a protein of 196 amino acids. The transcript has 3 exons. Gene Ontology annotation, molecular function: DNA-binding transcription factor activity, RNA polymerase II-specific; DNA binding.
CCCCAAUGCAUUGCGGCGGAUCGGAUUACACGGUAUCAACCCUUAAAAACACUAAUAAUGACAAUAACAAUAAAUGCGUGGGACACGCCCUCCGCAGCGGCGCGUCGGUGCCGUCUGCCGUGCGUGGCCGCGGUGGCGGCGGCGGUGUCCAGUCCCUUCGGACCCUUACGGACGCGCGCACACUUGCAGACAUAAUAUUAUAUUGAGUACUGACGCCGUUGCCUCGCCAUGACCGAAUCCGGAGUGGCCGUCCGCAGGCCGCUUUCGCCCAGAAAGUUUUUCGCCAUGUUGUACGAGACGGACGCCGCCGCGGCCGCCGAGCACGCCCGUCGUCCACUUCACGGCCGCGCCGGCGACGUCCCGUUGCAACAGUGGUACGGAUUGCGACGGCCGUCCGUCCCGGUGCAGCUUGCAGCCGCCGCGGACCCGUCACUACAGCAGCACACCGUUGUGGUCGUCCGGCCCACCGCAGCGUACGUUGAACACACGUUCGCCGCCGGCUUGACCGCUUUCCUUGAAAGGAGACGACGGAAAGAAGGCCGGGCACCUCGACGGCAGAGGACCACCUUCAGUCCAGAACAGACGCUAAGUUUGGAAAUGGAAUACAGGAACAACGAGUAUGUGUCCCGGAACAGGAGAUCGGAAUUGGCUACUGCAUUAGAUCUGUCUGAAACGCAGGUGAAGAUUUGGUUUCAAAAUCGUAGGGCCAAAGAUAAGAGGCUGGAAAAGACACAUUAUGACCAGCAAAUCAGAUGUUCCAGCAAAAUGGUUUCAUUUUACCGAAGAUUUAACGGCGGGUUACGCGUGGUCAAACAUUAACGAUAUAAUACAAUAAACCUAUACCUCGGAAUAAUUAUCACUACAUCGCUGUUAAACCAUGCUCUACAUAAUAUAUUAUAUGAUAUAUAUUAGCCAACGGCAAUGGCGCCAAAAUCUCACAGGAUGAAAAGUGUGGAAUUCGCAAAUAAGACAGACGUGUUACGUAUAUUAUUAUUAUUAUAUAUAUUAUGCUGUCGUCGUUGUCAUCUAUCUAUUUUAUCAUUUGAAAAGCAACGAAUUUCUCAAAUGUCUAAUAUUAUUAUUAUUAUUGUUUACGAGAGAUCUCUCUUCGCGUCGUUUAUGACUAUUUUAUUUAUUAUAUUAUAAUAAUAAUGUGUAGGUACGAAUAGCGAAAUUAUUACGUACGUUUAGGGUUUUACUAUUCGAAACUAUAAUAUUAUAUUUCGUAAACAUACAGGACGUUGUAAACGGACGAUUUAAAUGCUUGUCGUUUUGGCCACGAUAACUGUAUGGACUGUAUAAUAUGUAUAUGUAUAAAAUAAUAUUUACAGGAUGUUGUUCACGCGUAUAAACUAUGCAGUUAUAUUAUAUUACUAUUUAUAUAUACUUUAUGUAAAUUAUAUUAUACAUAUUAUGUACCUACAAUUGUGUUGUAUGAUGAGGUAAUAGUGUUAAGUGUAAUACUAACUGUGUAAUUAAUAUCACAUAAUAUGUGUUUAAAAUAUUUACAUAUUCUAGUCAUAUGAUAUUGUUUUGUAUUUUGGAGCUACCGACGUAGUGUACGAAUAUAAUGAAUCGAAUAAAUCAAGUUCACAAAUAAUUAUUAACAUCAACCGCGUAUCCAAAUUAUCAAUGUUUAUUUUUGGCACGUGCGAGUUUAUAAGGAAAAAGGCAUAACGAGUGGUCGGCGCACAUGAGGGUUAGUAAAAGGGGCUGUUUAUUAACAUCCCCGGCUCAAAUCUCAAUUGUGCUGUAGAACUAAAUGGGAAAGGUGGUCAACUGCCAUAAUUUAAAAUUGUUACCUCUUAUUACAUAUAUUAUAUUAUGAUCGCAUUAUUUAUAAAAUAUAUAGAUAAAACUAUUGACGAUUUUGCUAAUUUCCCAAAUGACUUAAUAUAUACCUAUUAUUUGUUGUAAAAAUUGUUUAAAUAAAUAAUAAAGUGAUUAAAAAAUA